AGCACAAUCACAAACCCUAAGGCUGACAAUUUAGGGAACAGUGGGAACCACACCUCCUUGGAUUAGAUUAGAUUCUCUCUUUUUCUCUCCUUCUUUUCUUCUUCAAUCAACAACCGCCUCCCUCCUCAAUUUCCUAGAAGUUUCAGAGCUUGACCAAACUCCAAAUUCCUUCUCCUUAUUCCUCUUCUUCUGCGAUCUUUGUGUUCUCUUGUUCUGAUUUCAUUUUUCGACUUUCGUCAACGCGUCUGUGAUUUUGAUUUCAGGAGCUUCAAAUUGGUUGAGUGUGUGAUAGCUAGAAGAUUCAGAGAAACCGCGUGGUCUUUGUAGCUAACUGAAUUUGGUUUGUAGAAAAUAGAAGUUUAGCUGCAUAUAUCGUAGUGCAGUUGUUGAAAUUGACUUCAGAAUCACAUCGAGGUCCUGCUAAAUGCUAUUGAAUUUUAUUUAUAGACAGAAAGAAGGGUAAUAAUAAGCUUGCGAAAUCUUGGAGUCAUGCCUGUAUCAGGAAAUGAAGAGACUGGGGUUAAACCCGUUAUCCGGAAAACUAGUGAUUAUGUUGCAGGUGUUCCAAUCAAGAAAAGGAGGUUUCCUAUAAUGAGGCCUCCUUCACCUCCUUCUGAAGAACCAACUUUGUUUCCUAAAACAGAAGAAUCAUCUUCCUUUCCUUCAAAAAAUGAUUCACUACAGAAGGAACAAUCUAGCCCAUCUCAAGGGUCGACUCUUUCAUAUGCUAGCAUAACCAGUUCUGGAUUUUCUGAUACAACAAAGUAUUCUGAAUCUGAUUAUAGAAGAGGAAGGUCUGAUGUUACAAAUGUUAAGGUGGCCCGAGGCAAUGAUAAUCUCUUUAGAGUCAAAGUUGAAGAACCAAGCCCCACAGUUCACUCGGGUUCUUUGGAUGACAUGCAGAGGAAAGGGAAGCCUGUGUUGGCUGAUAAUCCGGCUUCUCAGGUGACCUUAGGGAAAAGUGAGUUGACUUUAGCACCAAAUGAAGCUCAUGCGCGUAAUUUGGGGAAGGAGAUUAUGCAUAGCAAAAGUAAAGUAGAAAUGAAGUGUAAAGAAGAAAUUCCUGCUGUUGCUGAGAGUACUGAAUUAUCAUUAGGUUUAAAGGAAAAUCUUGUUCCAGCUUUGACAGGCCAAAACAGUGGCGGUGAUGGGAGUCAGCGGAGUCAGGAUAACUUGCCUAUUUCACUGAAUUUGUCUUUAAGCGAAGAAAAAAACAGCAGCCAGUGCAAAGGAAAUGGUGAAGAUUUGAAUCUUGAUGGGGCUGACAAGCGUGCAUGGCGGGCAAACUGGGAUUUGAAUACACCAAUGGAUGCAUGGACAGAUUCUGUGAGUGAUGCUUCUGAAUGUGUUGACGGAAUCAAUGCAACGGGUGGGGCAGGUGAUGCAAAGCAGUUGAUUGGUUCAACUGGAAUGGUUGGAGCCGGUGUCAAUUCAGAAAAACAGACCGUUGUUGAUAGUCAGAACAGAACUAAUAUCACCGUCUCAUCCGCACUUGCUAGCCAGCAGUGUAAUUCCAAUGACACCCUUCUUUUACGGCUUAGUUCAUCUUGCUCACAGUUGAAUCAGUGUCAAAACACUUCUAGUGCAUGCAGUAAAUUGGAUUUGGACAUGGACAGGGUGAUUUCUUCUACAAACUCGCCUAGAUUGGCUGGGCCAGUUAGAACACUGAACACAGGUAAUCGUAGAACUGUAAAAUCAGAACCAUUUGAUGAGAGUGUCAAACUGGAUGUUAACAUAGCUAAAUCCACUAGUACGGGAUUUUUAGAUAGUAAUAGAGCAGGGAAACGUGCAGUUGUUGAGCAGUGCACUCUUGGAGCCGUUAAGUCUUCAAAUAUGAGCACCCAAAAGUUGGUUGAUCCUAGAUCCAUAAAAUCUGAACCAAGUAUUGUGGAUAAUCAAGAAACCAUAAAUUCCAUUGAAGGGACAUCAGUUCAUCUGGAUAAGCAUGUGACACAAGGUCUGGAUAAUUGUUCUAGUGACAUGACGUUGCCUAUGACUGCAGAGAUGUCUUGCCUUUCUGGAAAGCCUUUGUGUUUAACAGAGUCCACAGGGAAGCCUUCUUGUUCAACAGAGUUGACUAUGAGUAGGGAUUUGACAAAGCAUACAGGAAGCUUGAAUGCAAAGGCACCUCAGGAAGCUUGUCAAAGCAAAGAGCAAAUUGCUGUAACUCUGGGUCUUGACACUAAGGGAAACAGUAUGAGAACUGAAGAUGAUAAUGUUGACCGCGGUUAUAAAUUGAAGUUCAUGAAUGAUCACCCCCUUGAUUCACGUGGAAGUGGUGAGGAUUCUUCCAGUGAUGAGGAAAAGAUAAAUAUCUCAGCAGAUAUGUUGGAAGAUUCUUAUGGUUCUGAUUAUGAAUCAGAUGGUAAUCAUGCUUUGGAUACAGCUAUUGAUACAGAACAAGAUGCUAAAGAUGAUGAUUAUGAAGACGGUGAGGUUCGAGAUUCAAUUGAGCAGACUGCGGUAGAGGAACUCAUAUGCAACGCAAGAGAAGCGGAACAUGUUGAUAAUGGUGAUUUUGAUAAUAACCAGACGGAUUUUGUGGGACCUGUUAACAAUGCUCAUCCUACUUCAUUUUAUAUUGAGGCUAAAGACAACAAAACAGAUCAGCUUGCUGAAACAAGUAACAGUGAUUAUAAAGAAUCUUUUGAUGUAGUUCUUAAUGAUAAAUCUGAUAAGGGCUCUGAUAAAGAUGUGUGUUUGCAAGAAACAUUGGCUGUUGAAAAGCUAACCAGAGGAGCUGGUGUGAAAGGGUCCAUAAAGGAUGUGGGAACAGAACCACUUGAUCAAUCAGGGAAUGAGGAUGCCCAGAAAUGUCAGGAUGGAGAGUUCUCCGAGCAAGUCACUAAUGAAAGCCAAGGAUAUGAUCAUGGUACAGAGCUGGAUGUUAAUAAAACUGACCUGGCACCAUUGAGUGAUUCAAAUUUGUCCAAAACAUCUGGUAGUGGUGAUAAUGCUGCUAAGGAUACCACUAAUGGAGGACAACGGAGCAGGAUCAUAACUUUGCCUCGAUCUUCAACUGUUUCUCCUAGUAAAUCAAGAUCUAUUUCAGGACUACCAUUGCCAUCAAGAGUAGUUGGAAGAGAAAUAUUACCUGAUGUAACACCGGAGGAAGAUAAAAUACAUCCUAGAGGGAGAGGUGAACUGUAUGUUGAUAAUGCCCACAGAUUUUCAAGGGAGCGAUACCAAGAUCAAUCACUGAGAUAUGCUAGAUUGGGUUUUAGACGUGGUAGAGGGAGGAUGAAUAGUCGCGGUGAUUGGGGUUCUGAUCGUAACUUUGCUUCGGAGAUUUAUAAUAAUCAAACAAACUAUCGUGUACCCAGACAUAAAUAUGCACCUGAUGUUUCUGAUGCUGACCUUGAAUAUAACACUUAUAAUAUGGGUUCAGAUAGUGCAUAUGUUAGUACAGGUCGUGGAGGGAGGCAGAUUCAAAAUGAUGGACCAAUCAACCACCGUAUACCCUCAAGGAGGCGAUCUCCUGUUGGAACACAUGCCAUUCACAUGGCUCGCAGAAAUCCAAGAAAUAUUAGCCCAACUAGAUGCAUUGGUGAAGAUGCUUCAAAUUUGGUUGGAAUGAGGCAUAAUGAGAAGUUUAUGAGGAGUUUUCCUGAUGAUAAUGCAGAUCCCAUGUUCACUCGUACCCAGUCUUCGUAUGAGGGAAUAGAUGGUCAAUUUGGACGAGGAAAUCGGAACUUUUCUUUUGUCCAAAGAAGAGGGGUUCCUCGAGUUCGCUCAAAAUCACCAAUAAGGUCCAGGACUCGUUCUCCCGGUCCAUGGUCUUCUCCUAGAAGAAGAUCCCCAGAUGGGUUUGGUGGGCCUGGAGAAUUGACUCAUCGAAGAUCUCCACCAGUUUACAGGAUGGAGAGGUUUAGAUCCCCUGAUGGCCCAUGUUUUCCUGGUGAGAUGGUUGUUAGAAGGAAUCCGCCCAAUGAUUUGAGGGAUAUGGAUUCUGGAAGGGACCAUGGUCCUCCAAGGUCUGUCAUUCCUAAUAGAAGUCCUUCUGGCCGGGUUUUACUCAGAAACAGGAGAUUUGAUGUCAUGGAUCCUCGAGAAAGGCCAAACAAUGAUGACUACUUUGGGGGGCCUAUGCAUUCUGGUCGAUUGCACGAGCUUGGUGCUGAUGGAAAUGGUGAUGAGAGACGAAGGUUUGGUGAGAGACGUGGACCUGUCCGUUCAUUUAGGCCUCCUUAUAAUGGUGCUGAUGGCGAGACAUUUCAUCUUAAUGCAAAGGAUGGCCCUAGGCCUUUGAGGUUCUGCCCAGAUGAUAAUACUGAGUUUCAAGAAAGAGGGAAUUUGAGGGAAAGGGACUUUGACAGAAGGAUUAAGAAUCGGCCAGGAAAUGCACCUAGAAGAAUGAGAGGCAUUGAGGACCAAGACGGAAAUUACAGGCAUGGUGGGCAGGCUUGGCACGAUGGUGGGUUUGAUGAUAUGUCACGGGUGAAGAGAAAAAGGUUUUGAAUUUGGUUCUGCCAUGACCUUGAAUUUGGGAUUGGUUGUUCCUGCGAAGAAGGUGGACCAGGACACAGAUUAGUCACUUUACAGGUUAGUCUGGGACAUUCUAUUGGCUUUAAAGGCAAGUGGCCGUUCUGUGUGUGUCUAAUGUUCUGAGGGCCUUUUUCCGGUUCCAAGUUUGGCUUAUGAUUCUAUGUGGUCUUGGGACUGGUAUCUGCCCUGUAAGUAGCUUGCAUCUGGUACUAUGGUGGUUAGUUCUUCAUGAGGCUCAUAUUUGCCUGAAUUUCAUUAGCAAGUUUUGUACUGUCAUAGGUCUUGGUUGUACAUCAUAUCUCUUAAGGCCAUUCUCUUUGAGUUGAGGCAUUUAAAUGCUUAUACAGAGAUUCUCCUUAAGUUUCUGAGUUACGUUUCUGCAUUGGUUUGAUACUUGGUGAGGCAGGGCAGGUACCCUACAAGGAACUGUCAUGACUUUUAACUAGUAUUUAGGCCAUAAAGCUCCACUAGUAACUAUGUUGCCUAUUGCACUCCUUCAUGUCCAUCUUCCCAUCGCAUGAACAAUUACUCUAAUGUCAUGCUCGGAUAUACUUAACCUCAGAUGAGAAGCCUGUUGAUACAGUUUGUUCCCUGGUGCUGAAAAUUUUCAUGAGGCCUUAUUAUGCGAUCUGCCGUGAUUGGCAGAGAAGUUCGGGGCUUGUACAUGGUUUUAGUAUAGAGCAUCAUAUUGUUGGGAGGUUGUAAUGAUAUGCAGAAAUGCUGGAGACUGAAUGUGUAGGAGAAGUUUGUUCUAUUAGUUCUUAUGUGCAAAGUCGGCAAGUUCUGGAUCUGCUGUUAAGCUUUUUAGUGGUUUAGCUCUUGGACUUUUACCUCAUAAAAUGUUUAUGGAGUCUUACAGAAGUUCAUGGGUGAAUAAUGCUGUUCUGGAGUAUAUUUUCUGAUGUGUUCUUUAUUUUCUUGAAUUGGGUAACUGACAUGCUAUAGUUGUAGUAGGAAAUUUAGAAAGAUGAUAUAUUAAUGGUCUACUUUCUUUACGUACUUCCUGGAGUUCCUGAUGCGGGUGUGAGGUCUUUGUGCAAUUUCUUCUGCAGAAUCAAAACCCUGAUGCAUUACUGGUUUUACAUUGUAAAUGAGCAAUAUCCUCCGGAAAAUCAGCUACAUAAUUGGUUACACUGAUGAAGACAGUUCUCCCAUGGCAUUUGCUAACAUUUGAUUGCACUGAGAAAAAUUGGGUUGCUUUUGACUUUGAACUUCUUGGAUCUAUUUUUAGAGUAGGUUGCACAGAUGAAGUUGUUAGGGAGUUUCAAGACAAGUGCAUAGUGAUUGAUGAAGCUAAGUACUGAAACAUUGCUUUUGGUUGGGAUGGUGUUGAUGCUGAGCUAGAAUUUUGCUUCUUAUGGUGUUUGGUUUGUGCUACUUUCCUGAUUUGGUCAGCAACAGGGUUGAAGUUGGAUCCUGUUUACCUGUAAAAUAACUGCCCUCUGCCUCCAAAUUUAACCAUAAUAAUAACAAUAAUUAAGAUUUGGUCCAUAA
Molecule: messenger RNA, 5979 nt
Organism: Prunus persica (peach)
Lineage: Eukaryota; Viridiplantae; Streptophyta; Magnoliopsida; Rosales; Rosaceae
Exons: 4
Coding region: 490-4458 (1322 amino acids)
Source: RefSeq, a predicted model, not a curated record